This is a messenger RNA of Drosophila takahashii, 1902 nucleotides long. It is a transcript of the gene pelo, whose product is annotated as protein pelota. Gene Ontology annotation, cellular component: cytoplasm. The record is from RefSeq and is a predicted model, not a curated record. Gene Ontology annotation, biological process: nonfunctional rRNA decay; ribosome disassembly; RNA surveillance. NCBI's taxonomy places the organism in Eukaryota, Metazoa, Arthropoda, Insecta, Diptera, Drosophilidae.
UGAAUGUCACUUGUCCGCCGAUUCCACUGCCCACCACCAUCACUGUAACCAUCCUGCCGAUCCGAUCAGCCGUGUGAUUUAAGCAACUGCGUGGACCCAAUGACAACGAUGCACCGCCGCCUUUGUGGAGCGAGGGAAUCUCUGGAAACUGGCUGCAAGUGACAAGCGGCGAGCGGAAUCAAAGCACUCGGGUUAGCCAACGAAACGAAAACCAAAUCCUGACCAGCAACGCCAAGGGAUGAAGCUGCUGGGCAAAUAUGUGGACAAGGGCAUGCAGGGGAACGUCACCCUGAUGCCCGAGGAGUCGGAGGACAUGUGGCACGCCUUCAAUUUGAUAGCCGAGGGCGACAGCGUGCGCAGCACCACCAUUCGCAAGGUGCAGAAUGAGACGGCCACCGGCUCCUCCACGAGCAGUCGGGUGCGCACCACCCUAACCAUCGCCGUGGAGAGCAUAGAUUUCGAUACGCAGGCCUGUGUGCUCCGCCUAAAAGGACGGAACAUCGAGGAGAACCAGUACGUCAAGAUGGGCGCCUAUCACACGCUCGAUCUGGAGCUCAAUCGCAAGUUUGAGCUGCGCAAGCCCGAGUGGGACACCAUCGCCCUGGAACGCAUCGAAAUGGCCUGCGAUCCCACACAAUCGGCGGAUGUGGCCGCUGUCGUGAUGCAGGAGGGACUGGCCCACGUCUGCCUGAUCACCGCCAGCAUGACGCUGGUGCGGAGCAAGAUCGAGGUGUCGAUACCGCGAAAGCGCAAGGGCAGCGUCCAGCAGCAUGAGAAGGGACUGGCCAAGUUCUACGAGCAGGUGAUGCAGAGCAUCCUGCGGCACGUCAACUUCGAUAUCGUCAAGUGCGUGCUGAUCGCCUCGCCGGGAUUUGUGAGGGACCAGUUCUACGACUACAUGUUCCAGCAGGCCGUCAAGAUGGACUACAAGCUGCUGCUGGACAACAAGAGCAAGUUCAUGCUGGUGCAUGCCUCCUCGGGAUUCAAGCACUCCUUGAAAGAGGUUCUCCAGGAUCCCGCCGUGCUGGCCAAGAUGUCCGACACCAAGGCCGCUGGCGAGGUCAAGGCCCUGGAGCAGUUCUACAUGAUGCUGCAAUGUGAGCCCGCCAAGGCCUUCUACGGCAAGAAGCACGUCCUCCAGGCCGCCGAGUCCCAGGCCAUCGAAACGCUGCUCAUCUCGGACAACCUCUUUAGAUGCCAAGACGUUAAUCUUAGGAAGGAAUAUGUAAAUCUGGUUGAAUCAGUUCGGGAUGCUGGAGGCGAAGUUAAGAUCUUUUCCAGCAUGCACAUCUCAGGAGAACAACUCGCUCAACUGACUGGAGUUGCGGCCCUCUUGCGUUUUCCGAUGCCCGAACUGGAGGACAGCGAUGAUGAUGAUGACGAGGACGGAGCGGCGGGCGGGGGAGAUAGCGAUAGCGACUAGGAUGAUAAUCUAGGAUAUAAUCAUGAUGGAAGCUCGAUGGAAUCUUGGCAUUUGUUAACGGAAUUAACUGACUUGGGAACUCAACUAGCGAUCGAUAUACAAGUAGACUAAUAGGAACCACGACAGACUUGGACGUCAGGGCAUAUACAAUAUACAUAGUGCUAAUUCGAUACGAUAUACACACACAAAUAACUAUUUAAGUUUUCCCCGUGGCUGGGCCUAGAAAUUCGUAGUCAGAAUCCCAGCAUUUUCUGGACUGAAAAAAGCCACUCUAAACAAUAUUGUUCUAUACUUUGUGUUCAACGAAAUGGCCACAAUAUUGAUAGGUUUUAUUGAUUUAUACCCUAAACGAAAUUGAGUUGCUGUUGACAGCAGUUAUUUUAUGCAAAUUGUAUGCCUUCUUCUCUUAAAUUCAUUGUUCAUUAAUUUGUAAAAUUUUGGAUUGAGUUUACAAAUAUAUACAGCCGAAAUAUAUUCAA